UCAAUCCUCCAUCCACUUCCAUCCUCUCAUACCAUUCUUUCCACUCCAUCCAACAUCUCCCCUCAGUCCUUUGAUCACUCGAUCUCCAGCCGUCAUCAUGAGCAACCUCCCCCCAAAGAAGGAGUCCGUUAUGGGCGUGUAAGUUUAAUCCUGUUCUCUCUUCCCCUUCGACAUCAACGCCGGGUCAAUUGGAAGCGCGACCAUCAACCAUCGAGACAUCUUCUGCCAUCACCGCUCGACCUCAAUAGAGCUCAAUUGGUGUCGGACAGUGGUUUAAUGAUGUGCUGGGUGGUUUGCUGGUGCCCUGGGAGCUUCGUUGUCGCUCAAUGGCCUCGAGUCAAAUUUUCGAUUCAACGCCAAUCAUCAUCUACGAGCCCAAGCUGACAUUUCCUUCAACAGUCCUCCCUUCGUUAUCGAUUUCUUGAUGGGUGGUGUUUCCGCCGCCGUCUCGAAGACCGCUGCUGCUCCUAUCGAGCGUGUUAAGCUGUUGAUCCAGAACCAGGUACGUUCGCAUUUUGUUAUGAUCUCCCAGCGCAAAUAUCUACAUCCUUGCCGGGCAUCCGUUUUGGGACGUGCAGAGACAGCGCCAAGAAAUCGAACAGCGAAUAUUUUGCCAUCGAUCUCAGGAUGCCUUUCUCAGCAUAACUCUGCCCAUUCAGGUAUUUAUCAUGUAGCUACAGCGGUGACUAACUCGCUCUUUACAGGAUGAGAUGUUGAAGACUGGCCGUCUUGACCGCAAGUACGAUGGUAUCGCUGAGUGCUUCAGACGUACCACUGCACAGGAAGGUGUCGCUUCUCUCUGGAGAGGAAACACUGCCAACGUCAUCCGUUAUUUCCCAACACAAGCCCUCAACUUCGCGUUCCGUGACACCUACAAGUCUAUGUUCGCUUUCAAGAAGGAGCGUGAUGGAUAUGCUAAGUGGAUGGCCGGUAACUUGGCCUCCGGUGGUGCUGCUGGUGCCACUUCCCUCCUCUUCGUCUACUCUCUCGAUUACGCCCGUACUCGUCUUGCCAACGAUAACAAGAACGCCAAGACCGGUGGUGAGCGUCAAUUCAACGGCCUGGUAGAUGUCUACAAGAAGACCCUCGCUUCCGACGGUAUCGCCGGUCUCUACCGUGGUUUCGGUCCUUCCGUCGCUGGUAUCGUCGUUUACCGUGGUCUUUACUUCGGAAUGUACGAUUCCAUCAAGCCUGUCCUUCUCGUCGGUCCUCUUGAGGGUAACUUCCUUGCCUCUUUCCUUCUCGGAUGGACUGUCACCACUGGUGCCGGUAUCGCUUCUUACCCUCUCGACACCAUCCGUCGUCGUAUGAUGAUGACAUCUGGUGAGGCCGUCAAGUACAAGUCUUCCCUCGAUGCUGGUCGCCAAAUUAUCGCCAAGGAGGGUUUCAAGUCUCUCUUCAAGGGUGCUGGUGCCAACAUUCUCCGUGGUGUUGCCGGUGCCGGUGUCUUGUCCAUCUACGAUCAAAUGCAGGUCCUGAUGUUCGGAAAGGCCUUCAAGUAGAGGAUGAAUCAUGUAGUAUAGACUGGUUGGGGGGUGUGGUGGCAGUUGGUAAUGGAGUGGAGGUUGUUUGAUGGUUGGUCGAUGUGAAGAUGUUGCGGCAGGUGGAAGUUGUUACAGACAUCCAUUGCUAUGGUGUUGAGCAACUCGCGGUGAUCUGGGUUGGGUUACCCUAAUUACCGCUGUACUUUAUUACCAAGGCAAUUUCCUCUGUUUUCCUCUGACUUGCUGCUGUUCAUCUUCGUUGGGAUCCUUCUUUCUUCAUUGGUCUUUUACGCAUGCAUGGUCAAUAGAUUCUGAAGGUGGCAGGGUGGUCAAAACCGAAUGAAAACAUUCACUCUA
This is a messenger RNA of Cadophora gregata, 1841 nucleotides long. RefSeq lists its product as uncharacterized. Gene Ontology annotation, molecular function: ATP:ADP antiporter activity. The record is from RefSeq and is a predicted model, not a curated record. The coding region runs from base 711 to 1502 and encodes 263 amino acids. The transcript is spliced from 3 exons. Lineage: Eukaryota; Fungi; Ascomycota; Leotiomycetes; Helotiales; Ploettnerulaceae. Gene Ontology annotation, biological process: mitochondrial ATP transmembrane transport; mitochondrial ADP transmembrane transport. Gene Ontology annotation, cellular component: mitochondrial inner membrane.